This is a messenger RNA of Dacryopinax primogenitus, 2033 nucleotides long. Its product is annotated as ABC1-domain-containing protein. The transcript is spliced from 6 exons. NCBI's taxonomy places the organism in Eukaryota, Fungi, Basidiomycota, Dacrymycetes, Dacrymycetales, Dacrymycetaceae. Gene Ontology annotation, cellular component: mitochondrial inner membrane. Gene Ontology annotation, biological process: mitochondrion organization; lipid homeostasis. The record is from RefSeq and is a predicted model, not a curated record. Bases 93 to 2033 code for a protein of 646 amino acids.
AGGUAGGUCGCCACUCACUACUCUCAAGCGCUCGUCUUGGACUUGAUACCCUGUUGAGGAGUGUACAGAAGUGCUCUUGCAGGGCCACGGCCAUGUUUGCUAAUCACCUGGCAGCACUCGCAAGGCGCACAACCGCUGUGGCAGGUCCACCUAGACGGUACUUGACCUCCAGCGUGCCUGUUUGCCAAUGGUCGACCUACGCACCCAUCCCGCGAUCUGCUGCUCGAUGCCUGGCUAGAUCAACACGACGACGACCACUUGUACGAGCGAAUUCGACUGCAUCUGACAGCUCAGAAGCGCCAAAGCGCCCACUAUGGCGCCAACCUCCAUUCAUCUUCCUCGUCCUCUCCCUGACCGGUGUCACGCUCUACCACACGAACAAGCCUUUCCGCCACACGCUGCUAGCGGUGCAGCGGUGCAGCAUCUUUGGGAUCGCCGUGGCCGCAUCUAUAAUAGACUACAAGAUCACGCUCAACUCUUCCUACUACACCCCUGAGGAGAUGUUCGACGCGUACUCGCGCUGUCACAAGCGGAGCGCGCUGCGUGUCCUCCAAGCGCUCAAGACCAACGGUGGCAUAUACAUCAAAAUGGGACAACAUGUGUCUUCUAUUCGACUGCUCCCGACAGAAUGGACGAGCACGAUGCGUCCUCUGCAAGACCAGUGUCCAAGCACGCCUAUGAAGCAGGUACGCGCGCUCUUCCUAGAAGACACGGGAAAGACGCUUGAAGAGCUCUUCUCGAGCUUUGACGAGGAGCCGGUCGGGGUAGCGAGCUUGGCCCAGGUGCAUAUGGCUGUGGACAGAGAAACGGGAAGGAAGGUUGCGGUUAAGAUACAGCAUCCGCAUCUAGAGGAGUUUGCGCAGGUCGACAUCAAAACGACCAUGUUUGCGAUCGAAUGGGUCAAGGCCCUCUUCCCUAACUUCGAGUUUUCCUGGCUUGGCGAAGAGAUGCAAGAGAAUCUGCCGUUGGAGAUGGACUUCUCCCACGAAGCGAGCAACGCUCUCCGUGCCAUCCGGGAUUUCUCCACAGAAACCAAGACAAGCCUCUACAUCCCCGACAUGCUCUGGGCCAACCGGCGCUCGAUGGUGAUGGAGUACAUCGAGGGUGCCCGGGUGGACGACCUCGCCUUUCUCGCCAAGCAUAGGAUAAACAGGAACAGGGUUGCCCAAGAGCUGUCGAGGAUCUUUAGCGAGAUGGUAUACUUGAAAGGGUUCUUUCAUGCGGAUCCUCAUCCAGGGAAUCUGUUGAUUCGUCCGGCAAGGAAAGGGAGCAAGAGCCCGUACAACUUUGAGAUCGUGCUUCUGGAUCACGGCCUGUAUUUUGACCUUGACGACGAGUUGCGGGUGAAUUAUGCACGACUGUGGUUGACGCUGAUCACGCCGAAUUCGAAGGAGACGCGAUUAGACCGGAGGAAGUACGCGAAGAUAGUGUGCAACGUGGGAGAUGACAUGUAUCCGCUAUUCGAGAGCAUCAUCACCGGCCGUGCAGGUCUAGCUGGCUCGUGGGACGAGGAGGAGGAUGAGGCGGAGAAGAAGCGCAAGAAAAAGCGGCCGGGGAGCGUGAUGGACUUCCUGCCAGCGUCGGAAGAGGAGAUGGAGCGCAUGCGCCGGGCGAUCAUCUCUCGAGAGGGGUUGAUCGCGGACUUGUUCCGCUUGUUGAGGUACAUGCCUAGUAGGCGGCUGCUUAUGAUUCUCAAGCUGAACGACCUCACACGCAAUCUCGACCAAGCGCUCUGUACAACACACGGUGACACACGCAUCUUCGUCAUCGUUGCGCGCUACUGCGGGCUCUCAGUCUGGCAAGCGGAUGUCAAUGCCUUCCGCCAACGGUGGGCGGAGCAGGGAUGCUCCUUCUCCCUCGUCCGUUCACUCGUCAAGAGCUGGGCAAAGUAUCACGCAGUCUGGAACGGGCUGUGGCUUGUAGAGGUCGCUAUGGACUGCAGGGCUAAGGCAGUGCAGGUGUUUGUAUGGGUGACGAACCUAAGUCGUGGGCUGGACAGUGCGUGCCAGGCCGCGGCGGGUGUAAUGACAUAG